Messenger RNA from Cherax quadricarinatus, 3035 nucleotides. RefSeq names its product solute carrier family 35 member F6. Gene Ontology annotation, cellular component: intracellular membrane-bounded organelle; membrane. The record is from RefSeq and is a predicted model, not a curated record. Lineage: Eukaryota; Metazoa; Arthropoda; Malacostraca; Decapoda; Parastacidae.
CACCGGCAUCAGGUGUGACAUCCCAUCACUUGUGUCAGGGAGGAAGUAGGUUCCCUGAGUGCUGGCUUAGACGGGCCUUCUGUUGGAGAUUACUACAUUUUUCCUACUGCUGCGGGCACUACUGCUGCUGCUGUUGCGCCAGCUCCGCUGCUAGGUGGUGGCAUUCAUUUUUGCUUUUGAUGAUGCUGUUACGACAGACGCUGCUGCGACAGGUGUCUGCUGGAUUAGUGCUCUAACUUGACUCUUCUGACGCUACUUUUGAUGUUACGGCGGACUGUUCUGUUGAUAUUGCUGCUUCUUUAAUAGAAAGGUCUUUGUAGUAAUUUAAUAUUGUUGUGGCCUACUGUUAAUAUUUAUAGAAUCUUGGUGAGGUUAACUAUUGAAACUUCAGUUAAAGGUUCGCGAAGACCACAAAGUUUUGUUGACAGAAAUCUGUCUAACAAUCCGUGCUGCCGUUGAUCAGUUUCCUGUCUUGUUCGUGUUCCUUCUGCGAGAAGUAUUUAUCAAGUGAGCGUUCUUCCUUACCAUUCUGUUACUGUGUCUUCCAAUCUCGUUUUGCAUUGACUAACUUCAGCGAAACAUUGAGAAACAUCGCCUCCCUUCUUCUAACCACUUGUUCCAAGCGCCUCCUCUCUCCACUUGCUUGGAGAUCCUGCUUUUCAUCGAUAUCAAUAGAACUGCCACAAGCAGUUCUCCCUUCCAUCGUUCUCAUUAUAUGUAAUCGUUUAUUUGCUACGACAUCCAGUAACAUCUUCCAGGAGAAGCAUUUGUCACUAGGCAACCCAUUGUCUGCCAGAGUCAAUAAAAUUUCUGCCAGAGAUACAAGUAAUUCCCGUACUGCCCUGCUUUCCUCAACAACCAAAUAGUUAGUAACAUAAUCAUGAAAUAAUCCUCCACGGCACUACACUCAAGAGAUAAACAACAUCCUGUGACCGAGAGCUUCAGUCAAAAUUGUACAUUGUUAUUCUAUGAUUAAAACCAUUUCAGAAGUUAUCUGAUUCAGUAUACUACAUUUAAGAAGGAUCAGAUGAGGAAACCUCACCGGUUAGCGAAUAUACUGUCCAUGAAGACAGUAACAUCUGCAUGACUGUCCCCGAAAACUAACUUCAUCAACCCGUCCUAGAGAGGAAUGAAACCCGAGCUUAACUAUUAGUGUAAAAUCCAGAAUUACAUCUUAAGGAGCCACAACCCUUGAGGAAGAGGUUUAAGAUGGCGUGGACGAGCAAGCAGUUCAUCCUGGCUUUUGUGAUGGUCAUCACUGGCUCCAUCAAUACACUAUCUGCCAAGUGGGCGGACCUUAUCCAGUCAGUGAACAGGGAGGGCAACAAGGUCGCCUUCAACCAUCCUUUCUUCCAGGCUGACACCAUGUUUAUGGGAGAGAUGCUGUGUAUGGUGACAUUCUAUCUUCAGUUGGCGCUCUUCCGUAGAUCACACGGACAUACCAUAGAAAUGGCUCCCUACACCGAUCCGCCACCCUCGUUCCCUCGUCUAGUGUUCUAUCUACCAGCUGUCUGUGAUAUGACAGCCACCUCUUUGAUGUACGUUGGUCUCACCCUCACUUACGCCAGCUCCUUCCAGAUGCUCAGAGGCGCUGUGAUCGUCUUUACUGGGUUCCUCUCUGUGGCCUUCCUGGGCAGACAUCUCCGGUACUUCCACUGGCUGGGUAUCGUCACUGUCCUCGCUGGGCUGGUGGUAGUUGGCCUCUCUGACUUCUUGAGCUCCUCCGAGGACACCAGUGACAUCAACGGCAUCAUCACGGGAGACCUGCUCAUCGUGAUGGCUCAAAUAAUAUCAGCAACGCAGAUGGUGGUCGAGGAGAGGUUGUUAACCAAGUACAACGUGCCGCCCUUACUGGCUGUUGGCUGGGAAGGAGUCUUCGGGUUCCUGACGCUGACUGUGUUGCUGGUGCCUAUGUACUUCAUCCCCGCGGGGAAGUUCAGCGGCAACCAGCGAGGAGUGUUGGAAGACGCCGUAGAUGCUUUCAUCCAGCUCGCCAACAGCGGUGUCCUGGUGGCCGCCAUCGUUCUGAACAUAGUAAGCAUCGCGUUCUUCAACUUCGCCGGUGUGAGUAUGACGAAGGAGAUCUCUGCCACCACCAGGAUGGUCCUGGACUCCGUCAGGACGCUGGUCAUCUGGCUCGUCUCCCUGGCUCUCCGCUGGCAGGAAUUCCAGUACCUCCAGCCAAUUGGCUUCGCUGUACUGGUGGUGGGUAUGAUGUUGUACAAUGAUGUGGUCAUUGUACCAUUCUUACGUCGUCGUGGAAUCGUCAGAGACCAACAGAUGAACAUUGAACCUGUUCUGGAACCCACAGACGAGUGAGUGAGGUUCUGCCUAGACGAGAUUGAUGGAAAUGACAACGCUGGUAGAAGUGUUGAUCCAUACUAAAGUUGAUGUCACCACCUGCUGUCAUCUGACAUCACCUGCCACCACCUUCUCUGACCUGACACCCCUCACCCUGCCACUACCUGUUGUCACCUGACACACCCUGCCACCACCUACCGUUACCUGUCACCUGCCACACCCUGGCACCACCUGCUGUCACCUGACACCUCUGUUUUCCCGUUACUCUCAUUAUCCUUUCACACCAACGUCAACAGACUGCCACUCUGUCAACAAAGUUUACAUCUCUGUUGUAGCUGCGGGAUGAUCGCCCCCGCUCCUCGCUCUCACAGGAUCAAUAAUACACAGAUGCUGUGUAUCCUAUAUAUUUCACAUAAGAAUUCUAUCCUUCAAGAAAUAUAAAAGCAAAAUGUGUGAAAUAUUAACUGCAAAUUAAAUGGACAACUUAAGUAUAAUAAAGGCUUCUCAGUGCUCAGUAAUAACCCUCAUGGAGACAGUAAUUCGGAAGAUUAACUGAUCUGUAUAUUUCGUCUCCCUUCUGGGAUCCUCUUCAGCAGAGAGGCGAAAUAUACAGAUCAAUCAGCCUACUCAGUAUGUCUCCAUGUGAGUUAUAAUUAAGUACAAAUUAAAUGUUUAUUGAAUCAAUUCAAGUCGUAAUGAACGACCGUCAAUAAAUAAUAAAUGUUUAUGUUUUA